Molecule: messenger RNA, 1062 nt
Organism: Saccostrea echinata
Lineage: Eukaryota; Metazoa; Mollusca; Bivalvia; Ostreida; Ostreidae
Exons: 1
Coding region: 1-1062 (353 amino acids)
Source: RefSeq, a predicted model, not a curated record
AUGGUAGAACUGGUAGAAGUAAAGAGGGAAUUAAUCCAAAAGAUUGAAACUGAAAAUGAAAACCUCCAAAGCUUGAGAUCCAUUUACCAACAAAAUCUUAAUGAUAUGAAAUCACGGCUGAUGUCUCUCCCAAAACAUUAUGAAAAACAAAGAGAAGAUAUCCGCAAAACUCGCGCAAGGUCGUUUUUGAAAUGGAAAGAGGAAAUUGAUUAUAUUGCACUCCAGCUUCAAAGACAAUUGCAUGAUAUGGAAUCUCAAGACAUAACUGGGCUAAAGAAACAAGAGGAAUUCUUCAAAGAGAAACUUGCCAGUAUUGAAAUCCUUCUGAGAGAAAACAAAGAUCUAAAAGCCUCAAAUAAGAUUGACAAACUUGUGAGAUUUAAGCCAAACUCGGACAUUUUCACAGAUUUACCAGCAUUGCAAGAAUAUACCAGACCUAAGUUUCACGCGAAAACGUUUGAAGAUUUUAAAUUGAAGGAGCAUUUCGGAGAAAUUUCCGGAAGAGUAUUACUAGAACAUCCAGCAUAUAGAAUACAAAAUGUUAAGGAAAUCAAAAUUUACAAGAAAAUCCUUCUGAAGCAUCCUAGUGUACUGUUCAAAAUCAACAUGAAAUCAAUUUGGAUCGAGGAUAGUUUUGAAUCUUUGACCUCGAUUGUGCAUUUUGGCUACAACAGAGUUUGGGUAGGAGGGAAAAGCAAAUGUUUGGUUCUUGUUGACUUUAAUGGAAACCUUAUUGACGACAUUGAUAUUGCUAGUUUAGGAAAUUAUUUGGCUCUUUCGUCGAAAGGUAAUCUCUUGUUCAGCAACACCAAGGAGAACACGGUUGAUGAAAUUCUUUGCGACAGGACUUUGUCAUCCAUAAUCUUCGCAAGCCCAUGGGAACCAAAAGGUAUGACUUGUACCUCAGCUGGAGAGCUAUUUGUAUGUUUGUACAAAAAAGAUGAUUCUAAAGUCGCCAAAUACACAGACCACGGUGAACUUAUUUCCGAAUUUCAGUAUGAUAAAGAAAACCACCUUCUUUUCAACAUACCUGACUGCAUCGCAGUCAAUGUAUUACAAUGA